UUUUCCUUCACAGCUUGCCAUUUUUGCUCGUCAUUGAUUCCGAAGUUGCGAUCAUGGAAAAAAAAGAACCCGACCAGGGAGGAUACCUCCUUCCUGUUCUAGUUUGCUGUAUGUUAUUGGCUUGUGCAGGACUUGUGUUCGCUGUUUACACUCACAGAGAACUUUCCUUGCUCAAAACGCAAAUCCGUGAACAUGAGGAGACUAUCCAGACAUUACAGCUUUGUAAAAGUGCUCGCGACAAUCAGGGAUCAGAAGCAGUUCGGAUCCGGAAGAACGCUCCAGAUUCUUGCACUUGUGUUGGAGCUCCUGGUAGACGCGGCAAGAAAGGGCCACCGGGCCCCCGCGGGCCUUCCGGAGCCCCCGGUCCCAGAGGCCCCCAAGGGCCACGUGGACCCCAAGGAUAUCAGGUCCAUGAAAGCAUUCAUCUGGCUGGCAGUGGACAAAAGAUAAUCGCGUAUCGAUGUAAUCAGUAAAUUUUUUUAGUAUUUUUCUAUUUACCGUAGUAAUCGUUCGAUCAAAGCGAUAACAAUCUUAAAUUCAAUUUACUUAUUCUAAAAAAGGUAAAUUUUCCCGCGUUUUGAAACAAACUAGAAGACUUUAUUUCCAUCGGGUUCUAUUUUUUACCGCUGAUGAUACGAACUUAAAUGGGACAAUCUGUGAACUGUGAGCCACAUUUUUAUUAUUUUUCCAAACGUAUUUACAGCCUCCCGCACUAUUAUGCACUGGAAAGUGAGCCACACAGAAGGCAGCAUCGAAUAUCACCCGACCACCGGAUUCAUAAAAGUGAAGAGAAAAGGCUACUACUUCAUCUACAGUCAAAUGUACUAUUAUGAUGGCUCCACCAUGCUGAUGGGUCAUUAUACCUGCAUCAAUAACAAAAAUGUCAUGGGAAGUGCCGGGAGUGUUAUAAGUUCCUAUCGGAAGUACAACACCAAGUAUCAUGGUGGAGUUUUCUUGCUGCAGGAAAACGACACCAUAUCAGUCCGCAUACCCUACACUACACGUUACUACAUGGAUAGUGAGAGCAGUUUCUUUGGGGCGUUUUUACUUGGAGACCUAGCUCCCAGAGGAAAAAUUGACCCGCAAGGUGUAUUAGGGCCACCCGGUCCCAUCGGUCCCCCAGGGCACCAGGCGAUAUCACAACAAGGACCCGUUGGAGAGAGCAUCUACUUGGUCGGAGACGGCACAAGUCUCAGCAAUCCUUUAAGUAAUCUCAUAACCAACUGGGUUGUACGUAAUAAACUGGGCUCCAUUCACUACGACAGAGGCUUCAUUACAGUCAUCAAAGACGGACAUUACUUCAUAUACAGCCAAAUGUAUUAUCACGAUGCUCGAACCUAUGUGAUGGCUCAUCACACAUACAUCAACAAUGAACUGGUGUUGGAAAGUGUGGGAAGCACUAUUACCGACAACACGAAGUUCAAUACCAAAUACCACGGUGGAGUGUUUCUGCUCAAAACCAACGACACCAUCUCUGUUCGUAUACCGUACAUUCGACAUUACAGCAUGAAAUCUAGUGCCAGCUUCUUUGGAGCGUUCUUGCUGUAUUCUGGUGAAUCGAACUGAUUUAACUGGAGGAAAUGAUGUCCCGGAUGAUAAGAGACUUCCUCAAAGCUUUCAUUACCUCAUUAUAUAGACAUUAACAUUGCUGCUGAUUUGCGGGCGUUUUCACCGACUAUGUAAAAAGGGUCUUGUCUUUGUAUUUGUUAGAGGCUAGAUCGGCUGAACGUGGAUUGAAAUUUAUGUUCUCAGUCAAAUAAUUGCAAUGUAUAUCAGAAUACAGUCACAACUACGAUAAUGCUUACAUAA
Stylophora pistillata is the source of this 1809-nucleotide messenger RNA. RefSeq lists its product as uncharacterized. NCBI's taxonomy places the organism in Eukaryota, Metazoa, Cnidaria, Anthozoa, Scleractinia, Pocilloporidae. Gene Ontology annotation, cellular component: membrane. Gene Ontology annotation, molecular function: tumor necrosis factor receptor binding. The record is from RefSeq and is a predicted model, not a curated record. Gene Ontology annotation, biological process: immune response.